AUGGAUCGUGUGGAGCAGGUGCUUGAAGCGUUCAUGAAAAAUGAUGCUGUGGUGUUGUUCAGGGCGUUUACUAACCAAUAUAUUCUAAGUCCGCUUUCGAAGACCGAAUUUACGUCACAUUUGAUCGAAAGCAGCUCGUCUAGAUGCGUUACGGCGUUGCUGAUAUACGGCGGUUUAUUACUUGGACUCUAUGAAAUCGUGCUACAUACAGGUGUGGCGUUGAAUCUAUGGAGAAACCCAGCCGACGAGGUAUUCAAGGAGAUCCCGGUGCACUGUGCGCACGUGUAUGUAUCAAUCAACCUAUUGAAGGAGACAGACGACGAAAAGAAAGAGAAGGAGGGAGAAGAAGCGGAGAAGCCUCGUUACCUCCUUAAGUACCCUAUUGUGUACCACUUUGAGUUCAGUCCUGACGAAUAUGCACAUGAGGAAUACGGCACGGAUCUAAAGUUCAUCAGAGGAAAGGUGCAUGAGUGGUUUUUGACGUCGGAGGUCUACCACCACCACAAAAGAGAGAUCCAGGACGUCCAAGCCAAGGACUUCGAUUUCCAUGAUAAGAAGGGGAAGCUGCUGCAAGGCGAGGAGCAAUAUCUCUGUCACUUGGGGGUGGACACUGGUGACACUAUAUAUUGUGUUAUACGCUACUAG
This is a messenger RNA of Pichia membranifaciens NRRL Y-2026, 645 nucleotides long. RefSeq lists its product as hypothetical. The transcript has a single exon. Lineage: Eukaryota; Fungi; Ascomycota; Pichiomycetes; Pichiales; Pichiaceae. The record is from RefSeq and is a predicted model, not a curated record. The coding region runs from base 1 to 645 and encodes 214 amino acids.